Sphaeroforma arctica JP610 is the source of this 2304-nucleotide messenger RNA. Its product is annotated as CAMK/PKD protein kinase. Lineage: Eukaryota; Ichthyosporea; Ichthyophonida. Bases 23 to 2161 code for a protein of 712 amino acids. The record is from RefSeq and is a predicted model, not a curated record. Gene Ontology annotation, molecular function: protein serine/threonine kinase activity; ATP binding. The transcript is spliced from 14 exons. Gene Ontology annotation, biological process: protein phosphorylation.
GUUUGGUGAAAAGCAAAAAUGGAUGAUGUACAACCUGUCCGGUAAUCUGGAUGUGCUCCCGCGCAUCACAGAUCUGUCUCAGAUUGGAGAUGGUGGUGAAAUCGUUGUGGUGCGAAUGCCCACCCGUGUAAGAGAGCUCAAUCAGAACGCACAUCGUCUGAUGGUCAAGAGUUAUACAGAGAAGCGCGGAUGCAAUUUCUGCAACCAGCAAUUGUUCGGUAUCAAUCGACAAGGCUUGCAUUGUACAGCCUGCAAUUUGGAUUAUCACAAGAAGUGUGUAUAUAGCAAGGCGAAUAAAUGUGAGCAUGCCAAUGCGGCCGUAAUCUUCAAAGUGCCGCAUCGAUUUGUACAGCACGAGUUCGAUGUGGGGGUGAAGUGCACCUACUGCAGGCUACAGUUCCUGGCAGGCCAGACCCAGGGGUCCAAGUGCGAGGACUGCUACUACAACUGCCACACGCCGUGCAUUCUUUACGCACCAUCGUGUAUCGACGGAGCACAGUUUGUCGACGAAAGGGCCGACAUUUCAGGCGGUGACAUACAGAUGCGGCAGGCAUCGAAUAUGAUUCCCCUCCACCGUGUUCUUACCAGUAAGGUCAGCACAGUGGGCACGGGCGCGCUUCCUCCUGGCGCCAACUAUACCUCUGACCGCAGUAUCUCGAUCAUGGGCCAUGUGUUUGUGCCAGGCGUGUUCAACGGACCGACGUUCUGCAACAAGUGUGGCUCGCAGGUGGAGGGCGGGGCUAGCAAUGCGCUCGAGUGCAACAAGUGCUACUGCGUGGCGCACAGUGAAUGCAUGGCGAGCUAUCAUUGCGUGGUCGAUGCCUCAGACGCUACCCUGGCGUCGGGUGUAGUACGUAUGGGCGAGAAAGACUCGGAUCACAUGGUCGAGAGAUGUUUGCGCAUCAUGAACUUCCGCUUGCAAUUCUACCUGGACGAGAAUGCGCCCAAACCUAUGGCAGAAAUUAAGAUGAAGAACAUACAAGGCUUGGCGACGAUUAAGAUGGACAAUGCACGCGCCAUGCUGCUGAGUGUAGACGGCAAGUUGUACCAGCUGGAAGCUAGCAGCGCAGAGAUUAUCGGGCGACUGGUUAGCGCCAUCAACACGACUAUUCGAUAUGUUUCACUCAACAGCGACGCAUUCGACCACACACGCAUGGCCGAUAAUCUACCGGGCUCUGGGGCCCAACCACCCGCGCAGGUGUCGGCGGAGUCUCGAGAUUCCAUGGGCAACAACCGGCGCUUGGAGGACGAUUACAUUUACGACCUCAACACGCCGUUGGGUAGUGGACAGUUUGGAAUGGUGGUGGCUGCACAGGACGCUAAAAAUCCCUCCAGGCAUAUGGCCAUAAAGAUCAUUCAGUGGAAGAAGAUUGUCGAUGCCGAUCAUUCUAAGACGGCCAAUUUGAAGAGUGAAAUGGCGCUUCUGAAGGCGCUCAAGAAUCCUAACAUCAUCUCAUUGGAGAGGAUUUAUCACACACCAGAGGUGCUCUACCUCGUGAUGGAGCGAGCGUUUGGAGGGGAUCUUCUGGACCGCAUUCUGAGCCAACCCAACCAGAGCCUCAGCGAACCCGUUGCCAAAUACUACAUCUACCAGAUACUCACAGCCCUCAAGUUCUUGCACGACAACAAAGUGGCGCACAGAGAUCUCAAACCCGAGAAUGUGCUGCUGUCUACCAAUGACACGCACACUCUGGUCAAGCUGUGCGACUUUGGGUUUGCUAGGAUUGUGGGUGAGAACUCGUUCAUGCAGUCUGUGGUAGGUACGCCUGCGUAUGUGGCGCCAGAGGUUAUUAGACAGUCCUCGGGUAGCGCUGCUACGGGAUAUCAGGUCAAAGUGGAUUUGUGGUCGCUGGGGGUUAUAGUCUACGUUGCUCUCAGCGGUACGUUCCCAUACAAUGAAGAGCAAGAGGUUGCACAGCAGAUUUUCACCGCCAACUUUUUAUUCCCGGACGAGAAAUGGGCAAAUAUAUCAAAUGAAGCCAAGCAUCUGAUACACAACACGCUGAAGGUGGAUUACAACGAACGAUAUUCGACGGAACAGGCAUUGAAUUCCAGUUGGUUCCGAUCGGACAAAAGGCUGCGAAUGCAACUGGAGCAGCUUGAGGAGGCCUUCCGCACCGGUCCCAACCACUAUCAACUGGACAAGUACAUCCCUGCGUAGUGCGUAAACAGACACUGCUUGUUGUGUAGCUAUAUGUCGUUAGAAUAGUCAGAAUCGGGUAAGCAUUGUUUGAGAGCGUACGGUACUCAGCUUUGUCCAUUCAGUGCUGCCCACUGAUCAAAUAAAUUAUUUAGAAGUUUCCA